AUGACCCUGGCAGCGGACGGGGCUGCGGGCCACGCGUGCCCGCCGCCCCUCACGCUGUGCCCAUCCCAGCUCCUUCGAGUCCUGUGGCUGCUUUGCCUGCUGCCCGGCCCCGCCUGGGUCCAGGGCGCCGAGCAGCGCCAAGUGUUUCAGGUUCUGGAAGAACAACCGCCCGGCACCCUGGUGGGCGCCAUUCAGACGCGCCCCGGCUUCACCUACCGGCUCAGCGAAAGCCACGCCUUAUUCGCCAUCAACAGCAGCACCGGAGUCCUGUACACCACGGCCACCAUCGACCGCGAGAGUCUGCCUAGCGACGUGAUCAACUUGGUGGUGCUGUCCAGUUCACCUACUUAUCCGACCGAAGUGCGCGUGCUGGUGCGCGAUCUCAACGACAACGCGCCCGUCUUCCCGGACCCCUCCAUCGUGGUCACGUUCAAGGAGGACAGCGGCAGCGGGCGGCAGGUCAUCCUGGACACCGCCACCGACGCGGACAUCGGCUCCAACGGCGUGGACCACCGCUCCUACCGCAUCGUGCAGGGCAACGCGGCGGGGCGCUUCCGCCUGGACGUCACCCUGAACCCCAGCGGCGAGGGCGCCUUCCUGCACCUCGUCUCCAAGGGCGGGCUGGACCGCGAGGCCACCCCGCAGUACCAGCUCCUGGUGGAGGUGGAGGACAAAGGCGAGCCGAAGCGGCGGGGGUACCUGCAGGUGAACGUGACAGUGCAGGACAUCAACGACAACCCCCCGGUGUUCGACAGUACCCAGUACCAGGCGGGGGUGCCCGAGGACGCGGCCGUGGGUUCCAGCGUCCUGCAGGUGGCGGCGGCGGACGCGGAUGAGGGAACCAACGCGGACAUCAGGUACCGGCUGCAGGACGAGGGCACCCCUUUCCAGAUGGACCCCGAGACCGGGCUCAUCACGGUGCGUGAACCGCUGGAUUUCGAGGCCCGGCGCCAGUACGCGCUGACCGUCCAGGCGAUGGAUCGGGGUGUGCCCUCGCUGACCGGGCGCGCCGAGGCGCUCAUUCGGCUGCUGGACGUCAACGACAACGACCCGGUGGUGAAGUUCCGGUACUUCCCGGCCACAUCCCGCUACGCCUCCGUGGACGAGAAUGCCCAGGUGGGUACCGUGGUGGCUUUGCUCACCGUCACCGACGCCGACUCCCCGGCGGCCAAUGGCAACAUCUCUGUGCAGAUCCUCGGAGGCAACGAGCAGCGCCACUUUGAGGUGCAGAGGAGCAAAGUGCCCAACCUGAGCCUCAUCAAAGUGGCCAGUGCCCUGGACCGCGAGCGCAUCCCCUCCUACAACCUCACGGUCUCCGUGUCUGACAACUUUGGGGUGCCCCCCACCGCAGAGACCCGGGCGCGCUCGUCUGUGGCCAGCUUGGUGAUCUUUGUCAAUGACAUCAACGACCACCCGCCAGUCUUUGCCCAGCAGGUGUACCGGGUGAACCUGAGUGAGGAGGCGCCCCCUGGGAGCUACGUGAGUGGGGUGUCUGCCACGGACGGGGACUCAGGGCUCAAUGCCAACCUGCGAUACAGCAUCGUCUCUGGCAAUGAACUGGGGUGGUUCCGGAUAAGUGAGCACAGUGGCCUGGUGACCACUGCAGCCUCUGGGGGCCUGGACCGUGAACUCGAGUCCCAGAUUGUACUGAACAUCAGUGCUCGCGACCAGGGAGUCCACCCCAGAGUGUCCUACGCUCAGCUAGUCGUUACUCUUUUGGAUGUGAACGACCAGAAGCCAGUGUUUAGCCAGCCACAAGGGUACCAGGUGUCUGUGGUAGAGAAUACCCCAACUGGGACAGAAUUGCUCGUGGUUGGUGCAGAGGAUGGGGAUUUGGGUGACAAUGGGACAGUCCGCUUCUCCCUACAGGAACCAGAAGGUGCCCACAGGGCCUUCCGGCUGGACCCUUUGUCGGGGAGGUUGAGCACAGUUUCCUUUCUGGACAGGGAGGAGCAAGCCUCCUAUUCUCUGUGGGUUAUGGCCACAGAUCUGGGCUCCCCUCCCCAGACAUCCGUGGCCCGCAUCAACGUGAGUCUGGUGGAUCUGAAUGAUAACACUCCAGUGUUCUAUCCUGUCCAAUAUUUUGCUCAUAUCCAAGAGAAUGAACCAGGAGGGAGCUAUGUGACCACUGUCUCUGCCUCUGACCCUGACCUGGGGCCCAAUGGAACUGUCAGGUAUACCAUUUCAGCAGGGGACAGGUCCAGGUUUCAGAUCAAUGCUCAGAGUGGGGUGAUUUCUACUCGGAUGGCCCUAGAUAGAGAAGAGAAAACAGCCUACCAAUUGCAAGUAGUGGCUACUGAUGGUGGCAAUUUACAAUCACCCAACCAGGCCAUUGUCACCAUCACGGUUUUGGACACACAAGAUAACCCGCCUGUGUUCAGCCAGGCGGCCUAUAGCUUUGUGGUGUUUGAGAACGUGGCUUUGGGCUAUCAGGUGGGCAGAGUGUCAGCGACAAGCAUGGAUCUCAACACGAACAUCACUUAUGUCAUUACCACUGGGGACCAGAAAGGCAUGUUUGCCAUUCACCAGGCCACAGGACAGCUGACCACAGCCAGUGUGAUCGACAGAGAAGACCAGGCAUUUUAUCAGCUCAAAGUAGUAGCUAGUGGUGGUGCAGUGACUGGAGACACAGAGGUGAACAUAACAGUGAAGGAUCUGAAUGACAACGCUCCUCAUUUCCUCCAGGCCGUGGAGAGUGUCAAUGUGGUAGAGAACUGGCAGGCUGGCCACACUGUUUUCCAAGCUAAAGCAGAGGAUCCCGAUGAAGGUGUCAAUGGCCUAGUGGUCUAUAGUCUGAAACAAAACCCCAUGAAUCUGUUUGCCAUCGAUGAAAGGAAUGGUACUGUUAGUCUUCUGGGUUCCUUGGAUGCACACGCUGGUUCUUACCAAAUGGAAAUCUUGGCGUGUGACACCGGGGUGCCCCAGCUUUCCUCUAGCCUCAUUGUAACCGUGUAUGUCCAUGAUGUCAAUGACAACCCACCUGUGUUUGACCAGAUUUCUUAUGAGGUCACUCUUUCUGAGUCUGAACCUGUGAAUUCUCGGUUCUUCCAAGUUCAGGCUUCUGAUCAGGACUCUGGGGCCAAUGGAGAAAUUGCAUAUGACAUUGUGGAAGGCAACACCGCGGGUGUGUUUGGCAUCUUCCCAGAUGGUCAGCUGUAUAUAAAAAGUGAACUUGACCGUGAGCUUCAAGACAGAUAUAUUCUGAUGGUUGUUGCUUCUGACAGAGCCAUUGAACCACUCAGUGCUACUGUGAACGUGACUGUGAUUCUAGAAGAUGUUAAUGAUAACAGACCUCUUUUCAACAGCACUAAUUACAUGUUUUACUUUGAAGAGGAGCAGGCAGCUGGGUCAUUUGUGGGCAAAGUAAGUGCUGCCGAUAAAGAUUUGGGGCCUAAUGGAGAAGUAAGGUAUUCCUUUGAGAUGUCACAGCCAGACUUUGAGUUACAUGCCAUCACCGGGGAAAUCACAAGCACUCGUCAAUUCGACAGGGAGUCUUUUGUGAGACAGAGGGGAAACGCCAUGUUCAGCUUCACAGUCAUCGCCAUGGACCAGGGGCUCCCUCAUGUGCUCAAGGACCAGGCAAGUGUCCAUGUGUACAUGAAAGAUAUAAAUGAUAAUGCUCCUAAAUUUUUAAAAGACUUUUACCAAGCUACCAUAUCAGAGACAGCAGCUAACCUGACCCAGGUUUUAAGGGUAUCGGCUUCAGAUGUCGAUGAAGGCAAUAAUGGACUGAUUCAUUAUUAUCUCAUCAAAGGAAAUGAAGAAAGGCAUUUUGCUGUGGACAGCAUAUCAGGUCAGGUGACGCUUAUCGGCACCCUGGAUUAUGAAACCACACCCGCCUAUUCCCUAGUGAUCCAGGCAGUGGAUUCAGGAGCAAUCUCCCUCAAUUCAACCUGUACACUAACCAUCGAGAUUUUAGAUGAAAAUGACAAUAAUCCUUCCUUCCCCAAGGCCACGCUAAUGGUGGACGUUUUGGAGAACAUGAGGGUUGGUGAGCUGGUGUCGUCGGUGACGGCCACGGACUCGGAUUCGGGGGACAAUGCCGAUUUGCAUUACAGCAUCACCGGGACCAACAACCACGGGACCUUCAGCAUCAGCCCCAACACUGGCAGCAUUUUCCUCGCCAAGAAACUGGACUUCGAAACCCAGUCUCUGUACAAACUAAACAUCACUGCCAAAGACCACGGCAGGCCCCCUCGCUCAUCCACCAUGUCAGUGGUGAUCCAGGUGAGAGACUCCAACGACAACGCACCCAGCUUUCCACCCGGGGACAUCUUCAAGUCCAUCGAGGAGAACAUUCCCGUCGGCUCGCCGGUCCUCUCCGUGACGGCGCACGACCCCGACGCCGACAUCAACGGCCGGCUGGCCUACGCCAUUGUGCAACAGCGGCCCCGCGGGGGCCAUUUCUGCAUAGACGAGGCCCAGGGGGUCAUCUACACAAGCGCCGAGAUUGACCGCGAGUUCGCCAACCUCUUUGAGCUGACCGUGAGGGCCAGCGACCAGGCCAUGCCCGUGGAGACCAGGCGCUGCGCCUUGAAGAAUGUCACCAUCCUGGUCACGGACCUCAACGACAACGUCCCCACGUUCAUCUCGCAGAAUGCCCUGGCGGUGGACCCGGCCACCGUGGCCGGCUCGGUGCUGACCACCCUCCUGGCCGCUGACCCCGACGAAGGAGUCAACGGAGAGGUGGAGUAUGAGAUCGUCAACGGGGACGCGGGCGCCUUCAGCGUGGACCGCUUCAGCGGGGACCUGCGCGUGGCGGCCGCCCUGGUGCCCUCGCGGCUCGUCUACAACCUCAUCGUGGCGGCCACAGAUCUUGGCCCUGAGCGCAGGCGAUCAACUACGGAACUGACCGUCCUUCUGCAGGGCCUGGACGGACCUGCAUUCACGCAGCCCAAAUACAUCACCAUUCUGAAGGAAGGGGAGCCCAUCGGCACCAACGUCAUCUCAGUGGAGGCGGCCAGCCCCCGGGGCGCCGAGGCCCCCGUGGAGUACUACAUCGUGUCUGUGCGCUGCGAGGAGAAGACAGUGGGUCGCCUGUUCACCAUCGGGCGACACACGGGCGUUCUGCAGACGGCCGCAGUCCUGGACCGGGAGCAGGGCGCCUGUCUUUACCUGGUGGACGUUUACGCCAUAGAGAAAUCGUCGGCUUUCCCCAGGACGCAGAGAGCAGAGGUGGAAAUCACGCUGCAGGACAUCAAUGACAAUCCGCCGGUGUUCCCCGCAGACACGCUGGACCUGACGGUGGAGGAGAACGUGGGCGACGGCGCCAGGAUCCUGCAGCUCAGCGCCAUGGAUGCCGAUGAGGGUGCCAAUGCUGUGGUCACAUAUGCUAUUAUUAGUGGAGCUGAUGAUAGCUUCCGACUCGACCCUGAAUCUGGAGACCUCAUAGCCACCAAGAGGCUGGACAGGGAGCGCCGUUCCAAGUACUCCCUGCUGGUGCGAGCUGAUGAUGGGCUGCAGUCCUCAGACAUGAGGAUCAAUAUCACCAUCAGCGACGUGAAUGACCACACGCCCAAGUUCUCCCGGCCUGUGUAUUCUUUUGACAUCCCAGAAGACACUAGUCCUGGUUCCUUGGUAGCAGCUAUUUUAGCUACUGAUGAUGACUCCGGUGUGAAUGGAGAAAUUACAUACAUUGUGAAUGAAGAUGAUGAAGAUGGCAUAUUUUUUCUGAACCCUGUUACUGGAGUCUUCAAUUUGACCAGAGUAUUAGAUUAUGAAGCACAGCAAUAUUACAUCCUCAGUGUUCGUGCGGAAGAUGGUGGGGGACAAUUUGCUACUGUCAGAGUUUACUUCAACAUACUUGAUGUCAAUGAUAACCCACCCGUCUUUAGCCUCAGUUCAUACAGCACCUCCUUGAUGGAGAAUCUGCCUCCAGGCUCUACUGUCCUGGUGUUUAACGUUACCGAUGCAGAUGAUGGUAUCAACUCUCAAUUGGCUUAUAGCAUUGCUUCGGGCGAUAGCCUUGGGCAGUUCACAGUGGACAAGGACGGGGCGUUGAAAGUCCUGAAAGCCUUGGACAGAGAAAGUCAGUCUUUCUACAACUUGGUGGUGCAGGCGCAUGACCUGCCCACACCCCCGGCCCCCAGGUUCACCAGCACUGCACACGUCUCCAUCAUUCUGCUGGACGUGAACGACAACCCGCCGGCGUUCCUCUCGCCGAAGCUGGCGUACGUCCCGGAGAACACCCCCCUGGACACCGUGGUGUUCACAGCGCAGGCCGCAGACCCGGACAGCGGCCCCAACAGUUACAUCGAGUAUGCGCUGCUGAAUCCCGCGGGAAGGCCAUUCAGCAUCGGGACCAUCGACGGCCAGGUGCGGCUGGCUGCGGAGCUGGACCGAGAGGCCGCCUCGAACUACACGCUGACCGUGGUGGCCACAGACAAAGGGCAGCCGCCGCGGUCCGCAUCCACUGAGGUGGCGGUCACCGUGCUGGACGUGAACGACAACAGCCCAGCGUUCGUGCACGCGGCGCACGCGGUGGAGAUCAGCGAGGACACGCUCACGGGCACCGACAUCCUGCAGCUCUUUGCCUCCGACGCCGACGAGGGCCCCAACGGGCAGGUGCGCUACAGCAUCGUGGAUGGGAAUGCCCACCAGGACUUCCGCAUCGACUCGGUCACCGGUGCCAUCACAGUGGCCAGGCCCCUGGACAGAGAGCGGAUCCCCGUGUACCUCCUGACCGUCCAGGCCACGGAUCGGGGCAGCACCCCCCGAUCUGACACCUCCACCGUCAGGGUGGUGUUACUGGACGUUAAUGACUUCAUUCCCACAUUCGAGCUGUCUCCUUACUCCGUCCAUGUCCCCGAAAAUCUGGGGACACUUCCCAGAACCAUUCUUCAGGUGGUGGCAACAGAUCAUGACCAGGGACAAAACAGCAAACUCUCCUAUGUUCUGUGUGGCGGUAACGAAGAGCAGGCCUUCACACUUUCAGCCAGUGGAGAACUAAGAGUGAUCCAGAGCUUGGAUAGGGAGACAAAGGAACAUUUUGUUUUGUUAAUUUCAGCUACAGAUUCAGGAUCCCCUGCCCUGACUGGAACUGGAACAAUCAAUGUCAUCAUAGAUGACAUCAAUGACAAUGUCCCCACUUUUGCCAGCAAAAUGUAUUUCACAGAGAUUUCUGAAGAUGCACCCACUGGAACCGAUGUGUUAUUGGUAAAUGCUUCAGAUGCAGAUGCAUCAACAAAUGCAGUCAUAAGUGACAAUAUUCACCCAGCAGUGAUGCUAAGAACAUCCACUGGAGAUGACUUACCCAAACGAAUUCAGCACAAGAUUCUUAGGGUGGUGACUACUCUCAAUCUGUAUAUAUUAUUUGAAGCAGCAAUGUCUUACUGUUCAGCAAAUUUAGAUGCACUGCAUUAUUCCCUCUCAGGUGGACACUCUGAGAAGUUCCACAUUGACCCCCUGCGCGGUGCCAUCACCACAGCUGGGCCGCUGAGUGGGGUCUCUGAGAUGACCUUCUCUGUGCACGUGAGAGAUGGCGGCUCGCUCCCGAGGGCUGACUCCACCACGGUGACCAUCAGGUUUGCCAACAAAGCAGAUUUCCCCAAAGUUCGAGCCAAAGAACAGGCACUGGUGUUUCCCGAGAACCAGCCGGUGGGCACCCUGGCCACCACGGUCACCGGGUCCUCCCCGCGGGGUGACGCACUGUCCUACUACAUCGCCAGUGGAAACCUGGGCGGCGCCUUCCAGAUCGACCCGCUGACCGGCCGGGUGUCCAUCUGGCGGCCCCUAGACUUCGAGCGGACACAGAGGUAUGUGGUGUGGAUAGAGGCUCGAGACGCGGGCUUCCCGCCCUUCUCUUCUUAUGAGAAACUGGACAUUACGGUCUUGGAUGUUAACGACAACGCCCCCAUCUUUCGAGAAGACCCCUUUGCAGCGGCUGUCCUCGAAAACCUUUCUCCUCGGACAGUACUCACCGUCUCUGCGGUGGACAGGGACAGCGGGCCAAACAGCCAGUUAGGAUAUGAGAUCGUGGAUGGGAACGCGGAAAACAGCUUCAGUAUCCACCACGCCACUGGGGAGAUCAGAAGCACCCGACCCCUAGACCGAGAAAAAACCCCCCGUUACGUUCUCACCGUGAGAUCCUCCGACAAGGGCUCUCCUUCCCGGAGCACCUCGGUGAGAGUCGUCAUCACCGUGCUGGAUGAAAACGACAAUGCCCCCAAGUUUUCCCAGAUCUUCACAGCCCACGUUUCGGAAAACUCGCCUCUGGGAUUCACUGUGACUCGGGUCACGACGUCCGACGAGGACAUCGGAGUCAAUGCGGUCAGCAGGUACUCCCUCACGGACCAGAGCCUCCCAUUCUCCAUCAACCCCAGCACCGGCGACAUCGUGGUCAGCAGGCCUCUAGACAGGGAGGACACGGACCGCUACCGAAUUCGCGUCUCAGCGCACGAUUCCGGGUGGACCGUGAGCACGGACGUGGCCAUCUUCGUGACGGAUGUGAACGACAAUGCCCCGCGCUUCGGCAGGCCCUCCUACUACCUGGACUGCCCCGAACUGAUGGACGUGGGUGCCGGCGUGGCGCGCGUCUCGGCUGCCGAUCCUGACGAAGGGGCCAAUGGACAAGUGGUUUACUUCAUUAAGUCUCAGUCUGAGUACUUCAGGAUUAACGCCACUACCGGGGAGAUCUUCAACAAGCAGGCCUUAAAAUACCAGAACAUCAGCGGCAUCGGAAACGUGAACGUCAACAGACACAGUUUCGUGGUGACCGCGUCGGACCGGGGCGCGCCGGCCCUGCUCAGUGAGACCACCGUCACCAUCCGCAUCGUGGACAGCAACGACAACGCACCGCGCUUCCCCCAAGACCGUUACUUCACCCCGGUCACCAAAACCGCGCGUGUGGGCGCCAGGCUGAUCCAAGUCACCGCGGUGGAUGACAAGGACUUUGGGCUGAACUCCCAGGUGGAGUAUUUCAUGUCUGACCACAGUAGGUUGGGGAGGUUUACGAUGGACAGAGACACAGGGUGGAUUUCUGUUGCGUCCUCGCUGAUUUCCGACUUGAACCAGGACUUUCUGAUCACAGUCACCGCGAAGGAUAAAGGAAACCCUCCUCUUUCUUCCCAAGCUACGGUGCAAAUAACUGUCACUGAAGAAAACUACCACACACCUGAAUUCUCCCAGAGCCACGUGACGGUCACCGUUCCUGAGAGCUACGGCGUCGGGGGCGUCAUCAGGACGCUGUCGGCCAGGGACGGGGAUGCGGCCAUGAACGGCGCCAUCCAGUACGGCAUCUCCUCCGGGAACGAAGAAGGCACUUUUGCCAUCAACUCAUCCACAGGGGUGCUGACCUUAGCCAAAGUCCUCGAUUACGAGCUGUGCCGGAAACAUGAGCUGACCGUCAGCGCUGCGGACGGAGGCUGGGUUGUCAGAACGGGCUUCUGCCGUGUGACCGUCCACGUGGCAGACGUGAACGACAAUUCUCCGGCUUUUGUUCCCGAGGAGUAUUUCCUUACUGUUCUGGAAAAUGCCCCGAGUGGGACGACAGUGGUCCACCUGAACGCCACGGACGCAGACUCUGGGAUGAACGCAGUGGUGGCGUACAGUGUGCAGGCCUCGGACAGUGACCUCUUCAUCAUCGACCCCAACACCGGCAUCCUCACCACCCAGGGCUUCCUGGACUUCGAGACCAAGCAGAGUUACCACCUCACCGUGAAGGCCUUCAACGUGCCGGAUGAGGACCGGUGCGGCUUCGCCUCCAUCACCAUCCAGCUGGAGGGCACCAACGAGUACGUGCCGCGCUUCGUCUCCAAACACUACUACUUUGAAGUCUCCGAGGCGGCGCCCCGGGGCACCGUGGUGGGGGAGGUCUUUGCCAGUGACCGGGACCUGGGCUCCGACGGCGAGGUCCAUUAUUUAAUUUUUGGCAGCAGUCGAAAGAAAGGUUUGCAGAUCAGUAAGAAGACGGGACAGAUCUACGUGUCUGGGCUUCUGGAUAGAGAGAAAGAAGAAAGGGUGUCUUUGAAGGUGCUGGCCAAGAACGCGGGCAGCAUCCGGGGUGCGGACGUGGACGAGGUGACGGUGAACGUCACGGUGCUGGACGCCAAUGACCCACCCGUGUUCAGCCUGGACGUGUACCGGGUGCAGGUGAGUGAGGGUGUCCCGGUGGGUACGCAUGUCACCUUUGUCAGCGCCUUCGACGCUGACUCCACGCCCAGCUGGAGCCGCUUCUCCUAUGUCCUGGGGCCAGGGAACGAGCAGGGCGCCUUCUCCGUGAACCCCCAGACGGGGCAGAUCACGGUGACGGCCGAGCUGGACCGCGAAGCCCGCCCCGUGUACAACCUCACGGUCCUGGCCGUGGACUCGGGGACACCGCCGGCCACGGGCAGUGCUGCCCUGCUGGUCACCCUGGAGGACAUCAAUGAUAACGGGCCGCUGCUGGCCAUCAGCGAGGGGGAGGUGACAGAAAACCAGCGGCCGGGCACCCUGGUGCUCACCCUCCGCUCCACUGACCCCGACCUCCCGCCCAACCAGGGCCCUUUCACCUACCACCUCCUGAGCACGGGCCCCGCCACCAACUACUUCAGCCUGAGCUCAGUUGGGGUCCUGAGUACCACUAGGGAGAUCGACCGAGAGCAGAUUGCCACCUUCCGCCUGUCGGUGGUCACCCGGGACUCGGGCAUCCCACAGAUGUCCUCCACAGGGACAGUGCGCAUCACCGUCCGGGACCAGAACGACAACCCCUCCCAGCCCCGUGCCCUGGACAUCUUCGUCCACUACUUCGGGAAGGUGUUUCCGGGCGGGAUCCUGGGCUCUGUGAAGCCGCAGGACCCCGACGUCCUGGACAGCUUCCGCUGCACGCUGACCUCGGGGCUCACGGGCCUCUUCAGCAUCCCCGCAGGUGCCUGCGAGCUGAGCGCCCAGCCGCGCUCCUCCGACGGGGCCUUCGACCUGACGGUGCUCAGCAGUGACGGCCUGCACAGCGCGGUGACCAGCAGUGUCCGUGUGCUCUUCUCCGGCUUCUCUAACGCCACGGUGGACAACAGCAUCUUGCUCCGCGUGGCCGUGCCCACCGUCAGGGAUUUCCUGACGAACCAUUACGUGCCUUUCCUGCGCACCGCCGGCUCGCAGCUGACAGGCCUGGGUACCGCUGUCCAGCUCUAUGGGGCCUACGAAGAAAACAACAGGACGUUUCUCCUGGCAGCGGUGAAGAGAAACAGUAACCAGUAUGUCAGUGCCAGCGGCGUGGCCACCUUCUUUGAGAGCAUCCAGGAGGUGCUCCUGCGGCAGAGCGGGGUGAGGAUCGAGUCUGUGGAUCAUGACGCCUGCGCCCAGGGGCCCUGCCAGAACGGGGGCAGCUGCAUCCGGAGACUGGCCGUGAGCCCUGACCUGCAGAGCCGGGAGAGCCUGCCUGUCAUCCUCGUGGCGAACGAGCCCCUCCAGCCGUUCUUCUGCAGGUGUCUGCCGGGGUACGCCGGCAACUGGUGCGAGACCGACAUCGACGAGUGCCUGCCGGCCCCGUGCCACAAUGGUGGAACCUGUCACAACUUGGUGGGGGGCUUUUCCUGCAGCUGUCCGGAGGGCUUCACCGGGAGGGCCUGUGAGAGAGAUAUCAAUGAAUGUCUGCCCAGCCCUUGCAAAAACGGGGCCAUCUGCCAGAACUUUCCAGGAGGCUUCAACUGUGUUUGCAAAACUGGAUAUACAGGGAAAAUGUGUGAAUCAUCAGUCAAUUACUGUGAAUGCAACCCAUGCUUCAAUGGUGGCUCUUGCCAAAGUGGCAUGGAUACAUACUACUGCCAUUGUCCAUUUGGUGUCUUUGGCAAACACUGUGAGCUGAACAGCUAUGGCUUUGAGGAGUUGUCAUACAUGGAAUUUCCAAGCUUGGAUCCCAAUAACAACUAUAUUUAUGUCAAAUUUGCAACCAUCAAAAGUCAUGCAUUAUUGCUGUACAACUAUGACAACCAGACUGGUGAGAGGGCUGAGUUUUUGGCCCUUGAAAUUGCUGAGGAAAGACUACGGUUCUCUUAUAACUUAGGCAGUGGUACAUACAAGCUCACCACCAUGAAGAAAGUGUCAGAUGGACAUUUUCACACUGUGAUUGCCCGGAGAGCAGGAAUGGCAGCCUCCCUAACUGUAGACUCCUGCUCUGAGAACCAGGAACCAGGGUACUGCACCGUCAGCAAUGUGGCUGUCUCAGAUGACUGGACCCUGGAUGUGCAGCCGAACCGCGUGACCGUGGGUGGCCUCCGAUCCCUGGAGCCCAUCCUGCAGAGGCCCGGGCAUGUGGAAAGCCAUGAUUUUGUGGGUUGCAUCAUGGAGUUUGCAGUCAAUGGGAGGCCUCUGGAGCCCAGCCAGGCCUUGGCAGUCCACGGCCUCCUAGACCAAUGCCCCAGACUGGAAGGAGCCUGUACACGCACCCCUUGCCAGCAUGGUGGCACCUGCGUGGACCACUGGUCCUGGCAGCAGUGUCGCUGCAGAGAGGGCCUGGCUGGGAAAUACUGUGAGAAAUCUAUUACUCCAGACACAGCCUUGUCUUUAGAAGGCAAAGGACGUCUGGAUUACCACAUGAGCCAGAAUGAGAAGAGGGAGCAUCUGCUGAGGCAGAGCCUGCGAGGGGCCCCAGUGGAACCUUAUGGUGUGAACAGUCUGGAAGUCAAAUUCAGGACAAGAAGUGAGAAUGGAAUUUUAAUCCACAUCCAAGAAAGCAGCAACUACACAACAGUGAAGAUCAAGAAUGGGAAAGUACAUUUCACUUCUGAUGCAGGGAUUGCUGGGAAAGUGGAGAGAAAUAUUCCUGAAGUUUAUGUUGCGGAUGGACAUUGGCAUACUUUCUUAAUUGGGAAGAAUGGAAGUGCCACGGUAUUGUCCAUUGACAGAAUGUAUAGCAGAGAUAUCCUUCACCCCACUCAGGAUUUUGGUGGUCUUGAUGUGCUCACCAUUUCUCUUGGUGGAAUUCCACCCAACCAAGCUCACAGAGAUGCCCAAACAGCAGGGCUCAGCGGCUGCAUUGCUUGGGUGUUAUAUGGAGGUGAAAGUCUCCCUUUCAGCGGGAAGCACAGCUUGGCCUCCAUCUCGAAAACAGAUCCCUCGGUGAAGAUCGGCUGUCGCGGGCCCAACAUCUGUGCCAGCAACCCCUGCUGGGGCGACCUGCUGUGCCUGAACCAGUGGUAUGCAUACAAGUGCGUUCCUCCUGGGGACUGCGCCUCCCACCCAUGCCAGAACGGGGGCAGCUGCGAGCCUGGCCUCGUCUCGGAUUUCACCUGCAGCUGCCCUGAGUCGCACACGGGGCGGACCUGUGAGACCGUGGUGGCCUGCCUGGGCAUCCUGUGCCCCCAGGGCAAAGUGUGCAAGGCUGGGAGUCACGGAGGGCACGUGUGCGUGUUGAGCCCCAGCCCGGAGGAGAUCUCGCUCCCCCUGUGGGCCGUGCCCGCCAUCGUGGGCAGCUGCGCCACCGUCCUCGCCUUCCUGGUCCUCAGCCUCAUAGUGUGCAAUCAGUGCCGAGGGAAGAAAGGCAAGAGUCCAAAGCAGGACAAGAAGCCGAAGGAGAAGAAGAAGAAGAAAAAGAAGAAGAAAGGCAGCGAGAACGUCGCUUUCGAUGACCCAGACAACAUCCCUUCCUACGCGGAUGACCUGACAGUGAGAAAGCAGCCCGAGGGGAACCCCAAGCCGGACAUCAUCGAGCGGGAGAACCCCUAUCUCAUCUACGACGAGACGGGGCUCCCCCACGGUGCGGAGACUGUGCCCAGCGCGCCCCUGGCCUCCCCGGAGCAGGAGAUCGAGCACUAUGACAUCGACAAUGCCAGCAGCAUCGCGCCCUCGGACGCCGACAUCAUCCAGCACUACAAGCAGUUCCGCAGCCACACGCCCAAGUUCUCCAUCCAGAGGCACAGCCCGCUGGGCUUCGCCCGGCAGUCCCCCAUGCCCCUGGGCGCCAGCAGCCUCACCUACCAGCCCUCCUACGGGCCCGGGCUGAGAAGCGGCUCGCUCAGCCACUCGGCUUGUCCCACCCCCAACCCUCUGUCUCGACACAGCCCAGCGCCUUUCUCCAAAUCAUCUACUUUCUACAGUAACAGCCCAGCCAGGGAGCUCCAUCUUCCUCUGAGAGAUGGAAACACCUUGGAAAUGCACGACACCUGCCAACCUGGCCUUUUCAACUAUGCCACGAGGCUGGGGAGGAGGAGCAAGAGUCCGCAGGCCAUGGUGGCUCACGGCUCCAGACCCGGGAGUCGCCUCAAGCAGCCGAUUGGGCAGAUUCCGCUGGACUCCUCCCCGCCGGUGGGACUCUCCAUCGAAGAGGUGGAGAGGCUGAACACCCCGCGCCCGCGGAACCCCAGCAUCUGCAGUGCCGACCACGGGAGGUCCUCGUCAGAGGAGGACUGCCGACGCCCGCUGUCCAGAACCCGGAACCCGGCCGACGGUAUUCCGGCUCCGGAGUCUUCCUCCGACAGCGACUCGCACGAGUCCUUCACCUGCUCAGAGAUGGAGUACGACCGCGAGAAGCCGAUGGCCUACAUGUCCAGGGUGCCCAAGCUCUCCCAGGUCAACGAGUCGGACGCCGAUGACGAGGACAACUACGGCGCCAGGCUGAAGCCUCGGCGGUUCCACGGGCGCCGGGCGGAGGGCGGCCCCGCGGGGCCCCAGGCGGCAGCCGCGGGCGACGGCACGCUGAGGCCGGGCCAGCCGGCGGGCGGCUUCAGCUGGGACAGCCUCCUGAGCUGGGGGCCCGGUUUCGGCCACUAUGCUGAUGUCUUCAUCGACUUGGCGUCUCUCCCAGAAAAGGCGGCUGGCAAAGAAGAAGCCGGGGCCGCGAAGCCCGGCCCCGCGGAGGGCGAGGCCGAGCAGCGCGCGUGA
Messenger RNA from Dipodomys ordii (Ord's kangaroo rat), 14793 nucleotides. It is a transcript of the gene Fat4, whose product is annotated as FAT atypical cadherin 4. The record is from RefSeq and is a predicted model, not a curated record. Gene Ontology annotation, cellular component: plasma membrane. Gene Ontology annotation, molecular function: calcium ion binding. Lineage: Eukaryota; Metazoa; Chordata; Mammalia; Rodentia; Heteromyidae. Bases 1 to 14793 code for a protein of 4930 amino acids. The transcript is spliced from 19 exons. Gene Ontology annotation, biological process: homophilic cell-cell adhesion.